Chelmon rostratus (copperband butterflyfish) is the source of this 4868-nucleotide messenger RNA. It is a transcript of the gene fem1c, whose product is annotated as fem-1 homolog c. NCBI's taxonomy places the organism in Eukaryota, Metazoa, Chordata, Actinopteri, Chaetodontiformes, Chaetodontidae. The record is from RefSeq and is a predicted model, not a curated record. The coding region runs from base 822 to 2678 and encodes 618 amino acids. The transcript is spliced from 6 exons. Gene Ontology annotation, molecular function: protein binding.
UCCGGUUGAGCCGUGGGUGGAUAGCCAUUCCCUAUUUACCUUCUCCUUCGCCGAGAAUAUUGUCGUGCCAGUUUACUGAGCGGCUACAUGGACGACUAUUAUUCGCUGUUUUGGGGGUAGCGUCUGUUGUUUCUUCUCGACGUGUGGGCGAAAGAAAAACCACGCAGAUACCGGGGAUAUCCCCUGCUUGUUUGGCCGAACGAGAGACCGAACGUCGUUUUCCCAGGCUAAGCUAACAGCAGCACGGCGUAACGGGUGGGGGUGGAUUUCUGUAUUUCGGCCCUCCGCAAGCAAAAAUAAAUAACGUCCCAGGAGUAUGUUGUGAAACAAUGACAUACAUAGGAAGCAGAGCUAGUGGAGGAGAGCUUCUUGGAGGGGAAGAAAUGUCAGCGGAUGAGUAUCGGUUGAACGAUCAAUAAAGAGGUGUAAAGUAUUUGAGGUAAGCAGAGCUAGUCGGUUAGCUAAAUUGAUCAAGGAAGUUGACUAGCCACCUUGCUAACUCGGCGACAAAUGUAUUACUGGACCAAGGGUCGUCUCAAACGUCUGAGUUAUUAAUAGAGUUAGAGAUUCCUAUAACGGACAGGUGAUGCUAUUUUUGAAAGCCGAAGUUUAGAAAGUCACGAAUUGCUGUGGGCUUUUUAACCAAAACGCUAGCUAGCUGGUUUACCUUUAGCUAGGAAGUCGGAGCUUGUAAACAAAAGGUCCCGAGCACCACCAGCCCAUAGCCACGUUCAUUUACACCUUGAGUUAUCGCUGACCGAUUGUUCCACGGACGCCAUUGUCUCUUUAUUUAACGUUAACAGUAAAAGUAACUCACAGAUAUGGAUUUAAAGACAGCGGUUUUUAACGCAGCCAGGGACGGUAAGCUCCGUCUGCUUCAGAAACUGUUGGAGAACAAAGAUGGACACGAGGUGACCAAGUUGAUGGGCGAGAAGACAAACGGGGCCACCCCGCUCCUGAUGGCCUCCCGGUACGGCCACCUGGACCUGGUAGAGUAUCUGCUGGAGUGCUGCAGCGCUCCUGUUGAGGUCGGUGGGUCAGUGAACUUUGACGGGGAGACCAUCGAAGGAGCGCCCCCUCUCUGGGCCGCCUCGGCGGCAGGUCACCUGAAGGUGGUCCAGUCCCUGCUGGGCCACGGAGCAUCUGUCAACAGCACGACCCUCACCAACUCUACACCCCUGAGGGCAGCCUGCUUUGAUGGUCACCUGGACAUUGUGAAAUACUUGGUGGAGCACAAAGCUGACCUGGAGGUGGCCAACAGACACGGCCACACGUGUCUUAUGAUUUCCUGCUACAAGGGACACAAGGAUAUAGCGCAGUACUUGCUGGAGAAAGGUGCAGAUGUCAACAGGAAAAGUGUAAAAGGCAACACAGCACUUCAUGACUGUGCAGAAUCGGGCAGUCUAGAGAUCAUGCGGAUGUUACUGCAGUAUGGAGCGUCCAUGGAGCAGGACGGCUAUGGCAUGACCCCCCUACUCUCUGCCAGCGUCACAGGCCACACUAACAUCGUAGAUGAUCUGACAACACACCAGCAGACAAGCCACAUGGAACGUGUUGAUGCCCUGGAGCUCUUGGGAGCCACAUUUGUUGACAAGAAGAGAGAUCUGCUAGGAGCUUUAAAAUACUGGAAGAGAGCCAUGGAUCUCAGGUAUAUGGACAGUAACAACAUUGUCCAUAAACCAGAACCCAAGCAGCUGAUCAUGGCUUAUGACUACGCCAGGGAGGUGACAAAUGGAGAAGAGCUGGAUGGGCUGAUAUCUGACCCGGAUGAGAUGCGCAUGCAGGCACUGCUCAUCCGUGAGAGAAUCCUUGGCCCACAACAUCCAGACACGUCUUACUAUAUCCGUUACAGAGGCGCUGUCUACGCCGACUCUGGGAACUUCGAGCGCUGUAUCAAUCUGUGGAAGUAUGCACUGGACAUGCAGCAGAGCAACCUGGACCCCCUCAGCCCCAUGACCGCCUCCAGCCUGCUAUCGUUCGCUGAGCUCUUCUCCUUCAUGCUGCAGGACAGGGCCAAGGGCCUCCUGGGGACAUCUGUGUCAUUUGAGGACUUGAUGGGGAUUCUUUCCAAGAGUGUGUUGGAGAUUGAGCGGGCAGUUAAACAAAGUGGGCCGAUGCCUCCUGACCCUGCCCAGCUCAGCAAGGCCCUGUCAAUCAUCCUGCACCUAAUUUGUCUUCUAGAGAAGGUGCCAUGUACUGCGGAGCAGGACCACUUCAAGAAGGAAACCAUCUAUAGAUUCCUGAAGCUCCAGCCAUGUGGUAAGAAUGGCUACAGUCCACUACACCUGGCAGUUGACCGCAACACCACCUGUGUGGGCCGCUAUCCUGUCUGCAAGUUCCCAUCCCUCACAGUCGCUUCCAUCCUCCUCGAGUGUGGGGCAGAUGUUAACAGCCGCGAUGAAGAUGACAACAGUCCCCUUCACAUCGCCGCAUCCAAUGGUCACCCCGACAUCAUGAACCUGCUGAUUUCAUGCGGGACUCACUUUGACAGCACGAAUGCCUUCCAGCAAACGGCCUGCGACCUCCUGGACGAGAAGGAGCUGUCUAGGAAUGUGAUCCAGCCCAUAAACCACACCACGCUGCAGUGCCUAGCCGCCAGGGCUAUCAUCAAGCACAGCCUCGACUACCGGGGAAACAUCCCAGAGAAACUAGAGGCCUUCGUCUUGCUCCACAGAUAAUGAUCAUGAAGAAGUGGAGGGGAGUGGAUGGAUGGAUGAAAAGAGAAGGUGCGAUUACAUCAAGUGGACUAGUCAGACUGAGGAGGUCAACGCCUGACCCACAAGGUGUUUGAGGUGCUGAAAGACACAAUUUUGUGGGUUUGGCUUGCAAUCCAAACACAAUUUGAAGAUUAUGAAGUUGAAGAUAUGUGUGAACAAAAUGUCCUCAUGCAACCAGGAUAAACUGAUAAAUGACUGGAGUAAAUGGAGGAAUGAGCUACUAUUUUCUUCCUGUGUUUGCUCUUUCAUUGAGCCACAGCUCUGACUGGUCACAGCUCGAUCUGUGGGGAUAUAUUAGGAGUGGAUUGCAACAUGGACAAACACAGUUUGUAUGUCUGGAUGAACUGAGCAAGGGGUUUACGUAUUUUUGCUUUCUUUUUUUCUUUUUUUUUUUUGCAUAUUCCACUAUGCUAUUUAUUGAAUGAAACUUGAGAGAUUUUUCUCCAUGCUGGCUCCAACCCAGCCUCAACUUUGCCUGCUUCUCUGUUCUCAAAGCAAGGAUUGAGGCAUUUCUACAUAUGCUGGGACUUCAGGUUAUUUUUUGUUUGUCCCAUCACUGUUGCCAACAGUCAUGGACCCUUCCUCAGUCAUCAUUAGGUUACUCUUUUUUUUGUACUUUUACAAUACAUUUAGUUUUUGUCAUGCAAAUCUGGAUAUCUGCCAAGGUGUGUGGAUUCUAGACUCAUUUGUCUUUCCCACUUUAGUGUAUAACAAAGCUUUACAAGAAGGGUUUAAUGUCUGCGAACACCAUAAGUGCUUUAUUCUUCCUAUGCACAGGCUAGGCUGUUGGAAAGAGAGACUGUUGUAUUCUGUGCCGGCACUUGUCUGUGCAAUAUCUCAUGAGUUUGUGUUUACCUCAUUGCUGCCGUUUGCUUCAGUGUCCCUUACUUCGCUCAGAAGGGGGGAUGCAAAACCAUUGUACUGAUUGUUGUAAGAAGGGUGAAUGAAUUUGAGUGAUUGUGUUUGUAUGUGUGAAAGAGUGACUGCCACACAGGUGUUCCUUGUAUGCAGAGUGUUUUUUUUUUUUUUUUUUUGGUUUUUUUUUGAGCUUACACAAAUUGAAGACAAGAGUUUGGUGAGGUGGCGCUCAUGGAGAUUCCAUAAUGCACAUGACUGCCACUAAAAACCACAGUGGCCAAACUAACUGUCUACAGCCGCUGGAGCGUGCAGGUACACAGAAGUGACCUCUGGACGUUCGUACAUGGACGACCUUUAAAGGUAUAUUUUAUGCAGGAUUUUCCCCAGAAACAAUGAAUAGAUUCAUACAAAAGUAAUCCCUCUGAAGUGUGUGAUAGUGUAUUCAUCUGCAGAGACCCUACCCUCUGCCUGUAUUUUCUUUCUGGGCUUCAACCUUUUGGCAGUGGGUGUCUAGCCCCCAGCUAAUAACAGCGCACGGAUGAGGUCAGGACUUGAUAAAAAGGUAGCUAGUAGUUGACAGACCGGAAGCAGCAUGCUACACAUCCAAGAGGAAGCUACAAAAAUGGUGGACACGGCGCAGAAUUAUUAUUAUUAUUUUUUUUUUACAACAAAGAUAAAGUUUCUACAGCAGUUGCUUGCAGCAUACAUACAAGCAGUGCACUUUUGGUGGCGUUGAGCCCACGAGGAGGGGCCAAGUUUGGAUGUUUUGUUUACAGACAGUAACUGACAAUUCCUGCAUAGUAUACCUUUAAAUGCUGUCGAUCUUUUCAUGAGUAACUUACCAACAUUGGCCCACUGUGCAUGUGCAGCAGCAGCAUAUCAACCAACCAGUCACUGCAGAAAACCUGUCACAAGAACUCCUAGACUCCAAACUAGACUACAGCUAGGGUAGUUCUGCUCAUUUUGUACAACCUUCGUCCAAUUGUAUGAGAACUGAAGACACAAACGAGUGGGAGGACGCCGCAACAUACAGAAUCGUAAAGCUUGUGAAUUAUCUUGUUUGCACAUUAGCUUUAGAUGUGUGGGUUGGAAAAAAAAGGGCUUUUCAUAAUUUGUAGGUUUCAUAUUGCAGUCUAUUAAAUCUGACAGUUCAAAAGCAGACAUAGAAAAUGUAUGAGGACUCCCAGGGCAACUUGAUUUGAAUCUGCACUUUACUACAGUGGAGUUUAUGAUUUGAUAUGGCAUUAAUCAAGUUCAUGUCUUAAUAACCAGUUUGACAAUAAACCCAUGUUG